AUGUGGAUGGUGGAGCUGGUGUUCCUGGUGGAUGCCUCGUCCAGCGUCGGUGAGCAGAACUUCGCCAGCGAGCUGCGGUUCGUCAAGAAGCUGCUCGCGGACUUCACGGUGUCCGUCAACGACACCAGGGUCGCUGUCAUCACGUACGCUUCCAAGGACCAAGUGACGGUGAACGUGGACCACAUCUCGGCGGCCUCCGAGGCCAACCACAAGUGCAGCCUGCUGCAGGAGCAGCUGCCCUCCGUGCGGUACUCGGGGGGCGGCACCUACACUCUGGGGGCGCUGCUGCAGGCCCAGGCGGUGCUGGCGGGCGCUCGACCGACCGCGCGCCGCGCCGUGUUCCUCGUCACGGACGGCUUCUCGAACGGCGGCGACCCCCGGCCGGCGGCGCGGCGGCUGCGCGACUCCGGCGCGGCGGUGUUCACCUUCGGCGUGCGCAGCGGCAACACGCGCGAGCUGCGCGACAUGGCGACGCCGCCGGCCGCGCUGCACUCCUUCCUGCUGGAUGGCUUCGGCGAGUUCGCCGCCCUGGCGCGGCGCGCUCUCCACCAAGACCUGAAGCCUGGGAGGUACGUGCCCCUGGGGGACAGCUCGCCGUGCGACCGGCUGUGCGUGGAGAAGCGCGACUGCUGCGACGCCACGGCCAGCUGCAGCUGUGGCGUGGACUCGGGCCACUACGCCUGCGUCUGCCCACCGGGCCACUUCGGCUCCGGCCUGGCCCGCUCCUGCAAGGCGUGCCCCAACGGCACGUACUCGGACGGCUCCGUGCCCGGGGACGAGAGCGUCUGCCUGCCGUGUCCCGAUGCCAACCACGUGACUCUUUCGCCCGCCACCAGUCAGCAGCAGUGUCGCUGCAAGGAGGGGUUCGUGGCUCACGGCAAUCGCUGUGAAGUGAUCACGUGCCCCGAGCUGUCGCCCCCGCGCCACGGCUUCUUCGUGAAGGGGUCGUGCGGGAACGUGCUGAACGCGGCGUGCGGGGCGCGCUGCCGUGUGGGCUACCGCCUGGCCGGCUCCAGCAUCCGGCUGUGCCAGCACGACGGGACGUGGUCUGGCGAGGACGCCCAGUGUAUCGUGAAGAAGUGCCCGCCGCCGGUCCUGCCGCCCAACGGCAACAUGUCGUGCUCGGACCCGGACCUCGUGGUGGACACGGAGUGCCGGUUCGCCUGCAGCCCGGGCCACCUGCUUGUCGGCUCCAAGUCCAGGAGCUGCCUGCCGCUCUCCCGCUGGGACGGCCUGCAGACCAUAUGCAAGCCCCUGCAGUGCCCCGCCCUGCCACAGCUGGCCCACGGUGCGGUGUCGCCGGCGGCGUGCACGGCGGGAAAGCAGGCGUACGGCGCGGUGUGCAGCGCGACCUGCCGGCAGGGCUACCAACUGAAGGGCCCGCCCAGCAGGACCUGCGGGGGCAGGGCGGGCGUGUGGAGCGGCAAGAGCUCCAACAACCGGUGUGUCGACGCCACGCCGCCGGAGCUUCGCUGCCCCGGGGACAUCGUGGUGGGCAACGACCCGGGCGAGGAUCACGCCACGGUCAGCUGGUCCGUGCCGAACGCUACAGAUAAUUCUGGUCACAAGCCAGUGGUUUGGAGUAAGCCAUCAGUGGUACCGCCUUUGAAAAUGAAGAUUGGUACCACCGUCAUUACGUACACAGCCAGCGAUUCUUCUAAAAACAAGGCCAAGUGCAACUUUACGGUCACAGUCAAAGACAGGGAGCCGCCAGCGGUGGACCAGUGCGAGGAGCCGCCCCCGUUCCUGACGGACUCAGCGCCCACCGAGCUCGCCUGGGACGAGCCGCAGUUCCACGACAACUCGGGCGAGCCCGUUAAGAUUCGUCGCUCACCAGAAGGCGAUCUGUUUGACUUCGGAAGCACACUUGUUACUUACACAGUAUCUGACGAUGCCGGGAACAACUCCACUUGCUCCUUCAACGUUACAGUAGAAGAGAACGUGUGCAAGUCGCCUCCCGACCUCAUCAACGGCCACGCCAACUGCUCCUCCAGCCCGGAUUUCCUGCACUGCACGCUCACCUGCCAGGAGGGCUACGCCGUGGCCGUGCAGCCGCGCGACUUCUUCUGCACGUACGACGAGGCGGGACUCGUGCUGGCCCCCGACCUGGAGGUGGAUCCCUUCCCGGACUGCUCAGUGACUGUUCUGCCCAACUCAAUCUCACAAGACAGCGUCGUCACUCUGUCUGGAGAAGAGACAUUGUGCGAGGACCCAGGUUUCCUGAGUCAGCUGGAGCCGGCCAUGAAGGAGAACAUUGCGGAGAAGCUCCAGCAGAUAUGCGGCAGCUCCGAGCUGGUGUGCCAGGUGGGCGACAUGAAGGCAGCCUGCGACCAGAUCCUGUCUUCGAUAGAGGAGGAGUCCAACGCCAUUCCGAGGAGACGUCGUCGGGCCGUAGGUGCAGGCCCAGCCGUUGUCGUAGACACAGCUGAGUCCAAUAUCAGCGUUACCUUCCAAAUCAAAGGGACGGCCUCGAAGAGCCAGGACGCGGGCCGGAUGCUGGUGAACGGGAUCCGCCACGUGAAGGAGGCGCUGGGCCCGGCGCUGGCCCGGUCCGGCUCGCUGCAAGUUGGCCCCCGCAAGAGGCGGCUCCGGGUGCGCCACUUCAGGACCGUGGGGGAGCCCCGCGUCUCCUGCGGCCUGGGCUCCGUCUUCCGGCGGCACAAGUGCGUGAAGUGCCCAAUGGGAACCCACCACAACGUGACGUCCGACUCCUGCGAGCCCUGUGGGAUCGGCGAGUACCAGCCGAUGGAAGGGGAGGCGGCGUGCGUCCCUUGUCCCGCCGGCUCCUCCAGCAGGAAGAUCAACGCCAAGAACAUCCGGGACUGCCGCGCACUCUGUCCCCCGGGGUGCUACGGCCGCAAGAAGAGGCUCUCUCUGGACGUCCCGGGCAUAAAGCCGUGUGCCUCGUGCCAGCUGGGGAGCUACCAGACGCUGCACGGCCAGGUCGCCUGCCUUCCGUGUCCCGAGAACACCACCACGCUCAGGAGAGGUGCCAAGGCGCACAGCGAUUGCAAGGAGAGGUGCCCGCCCGACAGCGCCUCGGCGACGGGGCUGGCGCCCUGCCUGGCUUGCCCCCCUGGCCACCGCCAGCCCGCGGCGGGGCAGAGGACCUGCGAGGACGCGGCCGGCCGCCGGGUGCCCUUCAGCCCGUGCUUCUCGUCGCCCUGCCAGCGCGGGGGGACCUGCCGCGCGCUCGGCCGCCAGCUCUUCGCCUGCGACUGCCCUGACGGAUACCAGGGUUCGUUGUGUGAGGAAGAAGUGGACAGCUGCGAGUCUUCUCCGUGCCUGCACGGGGGAACGUGCUCCAGCCAUGGCCCGAGCUACACCUGCUCCUGUCCGCCCGGGUUCACGGGGCUCUCGUGUGAGACUGAUGUAGACGAGUGUGAAUCCAGUCCAUGCCUCAACGGAGGUUCCUGCGUGGACUCCCUAAACGAAUACGUCUGCUUAUGUGCUGACGGCUUUCAAGGCGACCGGUGCGAGGAGGACACGGACGAGUGUGCGGCGCUGCCGUGCAUGAACGAGGGGCUGUGCGUGGACGGAGUGGCCACGUACUCGUGCGAGUGCCUGCCGGGCUUCGCGGGCGCGCACUGCGAGGAGGAGUGGGCGGACCCCUGCGAGGUGCAGCCGUGCGACAAUGGCGGCUCUUGCAUCAGCGGCUACGCCAACUACAGCUGCGAGUGCCCGGCCGGCUACUCUGGUCCGCGCUGCGAGGUGGACGUGGACGACUGCCUGUCGCAGCCGUGCCGGCACGGCGGCCAGUGCCAAGACCUGCCCGCGGGGUUCCGCUGCCUGUGCGACCCCCCGCACUCCGGGACGCUGUGCGAGAGAGAAAUUGACACCAAAGUGGUCCUACGCUUCCCAUCUUCAAGUACAACAGACUAUACAAUCCUGACGGGCCCAAAGACGUCUUUAAACCAGGUGACACUCUGUCUUUGGUUGAGAUCGGCAGACCAGUUCAACUAUGGCACCAUCUUCUCGUACGCUACCAAGCAUCAGGAUAACAGUUUUACCCUCACCGAUUAUAAUGGGUUUGUGCUGUAUGUGAACGGGCAGCGAGUGAUCACGGACAUCGCCGCCAACGACGGCUGGUGGCACUUUGUGUGUGUGUGCUGGGACUCUGCGCUGGGCGACUGGGCGCUCUACAUGGACGGCUUCCUGGGCGACUGGGGGUCCGGCCUGGCCAACGGCACCGCCAUCCCGGCGAACGGCACGCUGGUGCUGGGCCAGGAGCAGGACCGGCCCGGCGGGGGCUUCAGCGAGGCAGAGUCCUUCACUGGCCUGAUGGCGAGCGUGUCGCUGUGGGACCGCGCGCUCGGGCCCGGCCGCGUCGGCGAGCUGGCCUCCGACUGCCCGGCCACGGACGGGGGGAGCGUGCUCUCCUGGGCCCACUUCCUCUCCGGCCUCACCGGCAACUUGCAGGUGGAGAACUCGUCGUUCUGCUCGGACUGCCCGGCGCCUGGCGCCCCCGCGCGCGGCUCCGUGGCCGUGCAGGGCGGCGCGGCCGUGUACCGCUGCGACGAGGGCUUCUCGCUGCUGUGGGAGGGGGAGCAGGUGGCCGAGCUGCGACGCAGGUGCCUCAAGCAGGGCGCCUGGGAGGGGGAGGAGCCCGUCUGCCGCCGCGUGAGCUGCGGCUUCCCCGGCUACAUCGCGCACGGCUUUGUGCGGGGGCGCUCCUACCUGCACGGCGACGCGGUGCAGUACCGCUGCCGCGCAGGGUACACGCUCGUCGGCAGCGCGGUGCGUGUGUGCGGGGCGAAUGGCCGGUGGAGCGAUGUCGCGCCCAAGUGCCAGGGGAAGACCUGCGGCGCGCUCCGCGCCCCUGCCGGUGGCCGGCUCCAGCUGCUGGGGGACGACCAGGAGUCAGUGCCGCAGUACGGCCACCAGGCGGAGGUGUGGUGCGACGCGGGCUACCGCCUGCUGGGGCCCUCGCUGCUCAGCUGCCUGAGGAGCGGCCACUGGGACUACCCCGUGCCCGCCUGCCAGCCCACCAUGUGCCGGGACCCCCCCAGUAUCAUACAUGGAUUUAUCGUGGCUGACAACGCCAGCAGUCAGAGUGGAGACCAUAACAAGACUGCCAGUAAGCUGUACGAGGUCAGGCAGACUGCACAGUACGGCUGUGAUGAGGGCUACCGGCUGGAAGAGGCAGACACCCCUCUCGUGUGCCGGAGGCUGGGCGUGUGGGGCGGAGCGCCACCCGCAUGCUCCCCGGUGCUCUGCCCCGCACUGCCCGAGCUGCGGGACGGCUUCGCGAUGCUCCUGCGCCCCUCGGAGGACAACGCCACCGCGACGGCGGACCGAGCGUUCGGGGCUGCGGUGGAGCUGAGCUGCAACGAAGGGUUCACGCUAGAGGGUGCCGACGUGCUCGAGUGCCUCGCCUCGGGUGAGUGGUCCUCUCCCACCCCAUCGUGCACUCCUAGGCUCUGCCCCGAGCUGCCCGAGCUGCACGGCGGUAACAUAAUGUUGCUAUGGCCCUUCGAGCACAACGCCACCACGAUGACGGCCCACGCAUUUGGUGCCAAGUUGGAGCUGGGCUGCUCCGAAGGGUUCGUCAUAAAUGGUGCUGUCACCCUUGAGUGCCUGGCUUCGGGGGAUUGGUCUGCCCCCACCCCGUCUUGCGUGCCUAGGCUCUGCCCCAUGCUGUCCGAGCCACACAGCGGCUUCCUAAGGGUGUUGCGGGCCCCGGAGGAUAAUACCACCGAGAUGGCGAACCACGCAUUCGGUGCCGUGGUCCAGCUGGGCUGUGACGAAGGGUUCACCCUGGAAGGCGCCGACACACUCGAGUGCCUGGCCUCGGGCGAGUGGUCUGCCCCCGCCCCGUCCUGCGUGCCCGUGCUCUGUCCCGCUCUGCCCAAGCUAGCCGACGGCCACACGAAGCCACUACAGUCCUCCGAGGGCAACACCAGCACGGAGGCAGCGGAUUCGGCGGUCAGCGCCGUGGUGGAGAUGGGCUGCGACGAAGGGUUCGUCCUGGAGGGCGCCGACACCCUGCAGUGCCUGGCGUCGGGAGAGUGGUCCGCCCCUGCCCCGGCGUGCACGCCCGUCACCUGCGACCCCGCCCAGCUUCCCGCCCGCGCCGACGACGCGAGCUACGUGAUCGACGUCGUCGGCAACAGGGUGGGCAGCGCUGCGGUGCUCGCCUGCCGUGCCGGGCUCCAGCUGGCGGAGCGGUUCGGCAAACCGGCGGACGGGCACGUCACCUGGACGUGCGGCCCCGGCGGCUCCUGGGAGCUGAGCAACUCCACGGACACCGCGGCUUUCGACUCCGACGAGCCCGUUUGCGAGGAGGAGAUUCUGGGGUGCCCGAGGCCUAAGGUCCCGGACAACGCGUACCUGCUCAAGGAGCUGCCGCCGACGCAGGAUAUCCUCGCCAUCGGAGCCACGGUGGCUGUGAAGUGCCGCCUGGGCUACCGGCCGGCCGGCACCAACCAGUGGGUGUGCGGGCGCGACGGCCGCUGGACGGGCGUGAACACAACGUGCAGCCCGGUGCCGUGCCCGGCGCCCGUCACGCCUGCCCACGCGCUGCCCGCCGCCGCCGGCGACACGGGCUUCGUGUACGGCAACAUGGUGGGCCACGAGUGCGCCCCCGGCUACAAGCCGUACGGCGACAUGACGUCGCGCUGCCAGGCCAGCGGCAAGUGGUCCCGCGUGCGCGGCCGCUGCUCCCGUCUGUCUUGCAACAAACCAGCGUUGGGAUCUGGAGCCAGCAUACUCGGCCGCUCGUACCUCUUCAUGGACAAAGUGACAAUCAAGUGUCCUACAGGCACGAGGCUGGUGGGGGAGGCGGUGCUGACGUGUCAGAGCAACGGCAAGUGGAGCAGCAAGCCGAGCUGCGAGGCUGUGUGAGCAUCGCGCUGGUCCAGCACAUUCGCAUUGCGGUCCAGCACCCAGACGCAGUCGUCACUUUUGAACUGGUGUGUGUGUGUGUGUGUGUGUCUGCCAUAAGUUUUAAUGUGUAUCUACCAAAGAUCAAACUAAAAAACUUCUCUUUUAUACAACAGAA
Messenger RNA from Bacillus rossius redtenbacheri, 7000 nucleotides. RefSeq names its product sushi, von Willebrand factor type A, EGF and pentraxin domain-containing protein 1-like. The record is from RefSeq and is a predicted model, not a curated record. NCBI's taxonomy places the organism in Eukaryota, Metazoa, Arthropoda, Insecta, Phasmatodea, Bacillidae. The coding region runs from base 1 to 6843 and encodes 2280 amino acids. Gene Ontology annotation, molecular function: calcium ion binding. The transcript has 36 exons.